AUGGAAAAACACUGUGAUUUAUUAAUUGAAGGCGAUAUGAAUUAUCUUGAUCGUUCUGUCAUGGCAACAAGCAAUAUUGGUAUUGACCAAUAUUUCAAUAACGACACUGGUUUAUUACAAUUCGAACCACUAUUUAAAUUAUUAGAAUCCAAAACAGAAUAUCAAAAUCACCAAAUCGCAGCAUUGGUGGGCAAUGCACGUACUCAUACAGCCAAAUAA
Molecule: messenger RNA, 219 nt
Organism: Rotaria sp. Silwood2
Lineage: Eukaryota; Metazoa; Rotifera; Eurotatoria; Philodinida; Philodinidae
Source: the annotation of a GenBank genome assembly